Molecule: messenger RNA, 2625 nt
Organism: Spea bombifrons (plains spadefoot toad)
Lineage: Eukaryota; Metazoa; Chordata; Amphibia; Anura; Pelobatidae
Gene: PASD1
Product: PAS domain containing repressor 1
Exons: 19
Coding region: 1-2625 (874 amino acids)
Biological process (GO): regulation of transcription by RNA polymerase II; circadian regulation of gene expression
Cellular component (GO): cytoplasm; CLOCK-BMAL transcription complex; nucleus
Molecular function (GO): DNA-binding transcription factor activity, RNA polymerase II-specific; RNA polymerase II cis-regulatory region sequence-specific DNA binding; protein dimerization activity
Source: RefSeq, a predicted model, not a curated record
AUGGAUGAAGAUGAGAAAGACAGAGCAAAGAGGGCGUCACGGAACAAAUCAGAGAAGAAGAGGAGAGACCAGUUUAAUGUCCUCAUUAAGGAGCUCUGCACAAUGUUGCAGGGUCAUGGACACCCUCUUAAGAUGGACAAGUCCACAAUACUGCAGAGGACAAUCGAUUUCUUGCAGAAACAGAAAGAAAUCACGGCACAGACUGAGGCCUGUGAAAUUAGGCAAGACUGGAAACCGUCAUUCCUUAGCAAUGAGGAGUUCACCCAGCUGAUGUUAGAGGCGCUGGAUGGAUUCCUCAUCGCACUGACCACAGACGGGAUGAUCAUUUAUGUAUCUGAUAGUGUUUCAUCUCUUCUGGGUCAUUUACCGUCAGAUCUGGUGGACCAAAAUAUAUUAAACUUUCUGCCAGAGCGAGAGCACGGAGAAGUUUACAAACUACUGGCACCACACAUACUUAUGACGGAACCCAUCACUCCAGAGUUUUUCAACAAUGAAAAACAAGUUGAGUUCUGCUGUCACCUGGCAAGAGGAAGCCUCGAUCCUAAUGAGCCCCCAACAUAUGAAUAUGUCAAAUUUGUUGUAGAUUUUAAGUUUUUUACACAUGUGCCUACAUCUUCGUAUAAUGGCUUUGAGUCAGCUGUUGCAAGGGCAUUCCGGUCUGCCAACGAGGAACAGAUAUGUCUUGUAGCCACGGUUAGGCUUGUUACACCGCAGUUUCUGAAGGAAUUGUGCAACAUAGAGGAACCGUGUGAAGAAUUCACAUCAAGACACAGUUUAGAAUGGAAGUUUCUGUUUUUGGAUCACAGGGCUCCACCUAUAAUUGGUUACCUACCCUUCGAAGUGCUUGGGACGUCAGGCUAUGAUUAUUAUCAUGCAGAUGACCUGGAGCUCCUAGCAAGGUGCCAUGUACACUUGAUGCAGUAUGGAAAGGGAAAGUCUUGUUACUACAGAUUUCUCACCAAAGGCCAGCAGUGGAUCUGGCUCCAGACACAUUACUACAUAACAUACCAUCAGUGGAACUCAAAGCCGGAGUUUAUCGUCUGCACUCAUACAGUCGUCAGCUAUGCUGAGGUUCGAGCUGAAAGAAGAAGAGAUCUGGGACUGGAAGAAUCAACGUUAGAAUUAGCCGAUUCGGCGCUAAAGAGUCAGAAUGCUUACUUAGACAUCAGACAGUGCACAGCUAACCAAGAAACGAGCCGGGACAGAGUGUCUGUUUCAUCCCAUAGUUCACGAAGAUCUUCUCAUACAGCUCUCUCCGACUCUGCCUCCACCUCAUCAAUGAGGCAUACCGAGGCCAGCACCCCCUCCAGACAUUCAUUGCAACUGAGCCAACAAGAUAAACCUCAGAUGAGAAUGACACCAAGUGCAAAUCAGUCUGUAUUAAUACCUCAGGCUCCGUCUGAACACCUAUCUCAACAUCACGUUGCACAACAAGCAAUUGCAACACAACAGGCUAUUUUGCCUGUAUACCCCUACAAUUCCCAGCUAGGGAUGGUAAAUCAACUUAAAGAGCAGCUGGAGGAAAGAACACGAAUAUUGCAAGCUGACAUCAAAACACAACAAGAGGAGCUCCAUGUGAUCAAAGAGCAACUUCAACUAGUGCAGGAUUCCAAUAUGCAGAUGUUGAUGCAGCCCAUGACCAUGGCAUUUAAUAGCGUACCACAGCAACAAGAUCCAAGAAGAGUGUCCCGGCAGCCGACUCAGACAGCGGCAGUGGGUAGGCCAAGUGUGGACAUAGGGAAGAAGUCUCAGAAUGUCAUGGGCUCUUCUAAACGUUUCUGUGGGUCUAGUGUGUCCUCACAACACCAGUAUGUGACAUCAAAUCAGCAUCAUCCACAACAUCAACAGUCUCAUCAGCACCACCAAGUACAACCAUCACACCCGCAGCAGCCGAUUCCACCACAGCAGCACCAGCAGCAGCAGCUACAGCAGCAGCAGCAACUGCACCAGCAGCUCCAACAGCAGCAGCAGCAACUACAACAGCAGCAGCAGCAGCUGCAGAAGCAACAUCAGCAGCAGCAGCAGCUACAGAAACAGCACCAGCAGCAGCUACAGCAGCAACGGCAUCAGAGGCUGAUGAGAGGGAAUCAAGCACAACCGUCAGCGUUGUCGGUCCAGGCUCAUAGUAACAUUGUGAUGCCCAUCUACGGGAAUACCAUGAUGUUCUCCCAGACCCACCCCACCACUGCCCCUUCAAGGGUACCAGCUGAGACCGGAGACAGACAACCAUCAGCAGACUACAACCAGGACAGGCAACUGAGAUUUGUACAAGAUCAGCAAAUGAGGCCUCGAUCCUUACAAAUGCAGCCAAUCACAUGCAGCGCGGUGAUAUCGGCUCCGCCCACCCCAUCUUAUACGCCUUCAGUUAUGAUCCCUCAGGCCUCGUUCACCCCGCAGCAGCCCCACUCAGCGGUUCACCUCCAUCCCUGCCAGCAGCAACAGGUCCAGCCGCAGCAUUUGUACCUUCAGAUGCAGCCUCACGAGUCAAUGCAAACUGGACAGACCCAACACAUUUUCCAGCAGCCUCAUAUCUCACAGCAGAGCACCAUGGGCUAUUUUCUUCAUCCUCAGCAUCAAACCCAGUCUGGAAACAUCGCAGACCUACCGGAAAUGCAGUUACCAUGA